Messenger RNA from Aricia agestis (brown argus), 348 nucleotides. RefSeq names its product 39S ribosomal protein L55, mitochondrial (gene mRpL55). Gene Ontology annotation, cellular component: mitochondrial large ribosomal subunit. The record is from RefSeq and is a predicted model, not a curated record. Gene Ontology annotation, biological process: translation. Bases 10 to 345 code for a protein of 111 amino acids. The transcript has 3 exons. Gene Ontology annotation, molecular function: structural constituent of ribosome. Lineage: Eukaryota; Metazoa; Arthropoda; Insecta; Lepidoptera; Lycaenidae.
UCGCGUAAAAUGUUUAAUAAUUUGCUUUCUGUUAAUAAAAUAGUACACAAUUUAAACUUUGUUCGAUUUAUAAAUAAUAAUGUUACAAGUAUCACUAAAAUCCAUAGGGAGAUUUAUACCAGGAUGUAUCCAACAAAAGUGGUAUUAUCUAAUGGUGCCUCCAUAAACAUAAGGUAUCAUGAGCCAAGGAAAAUAAUAAGACUGCCUUUGAAUAUGAGUCUUCUGUCUGAAGAGGAAAGAAAGCUUCGUCUAGAAAAACGAAAGCCUAAAAGAAAAAUUAAAGUGUCUGACACUUUGGAGGAUAAUUUCAACGCAAAGAAAUAUUUAAAGUAUAUUAAAAAAUAGUUU